UCUAGACGCAUGGAGGAAUAUGUUGUGUAGUUUCUAGGAUAGAUUAUAUUUUCUCCUGGUAUGAUUUUUUGAGAUGAUUUUUUGACAAUAUUUUGUGAUGAUUUUUGGCAAUAUUUCAUUUGUUAACCAAAAUAAUUGAAGAAAAAUAUUUUCAUUUUAGAGCUAUACCAUGUGUGAACUAGCAAUAAUGGAAUGAUGGGAAAUAGGAAAUGGAGUGAAUGAGUAAUCAUAAAUGUUUAAAAAUACGAAAAGAAGCUGGUGUAUGGUGAUGUUUUUUAACUAGUCUCAAGUUCUCUUAUUGCUAAAUUCAAGCUUUAUUCUCUAUAUUUUUCUUUUACAGUAAAUUCUGAGCCAAAGCGUUUGUCCCCUUCAAUUUUAUGGACGUGAGCAAUUGUUAUGUGAAUUUGUUGUGAAUAGAAGUAUGCAGCUUUAUAUCUUACCUAUUUAUCUUGUUACCGUAGCCUGAACUAAAGGAGAAAUUGGCGAGGAUGUAUGAGGUUAAAGAUCCCAAUGCUAUCUUUGUGUUCAAAUUCAGGACCCACUUUGGUGGAGGCAAAUCUACUGGUUUCGGCUUGAUCUAUGAUUCUGUGGAGAAUGCUAAGAAAUAUGAGCCAAAGUAUAGACUCAUCAGGAAUGGUCUUAAUACCAAGGUUGAGAAGUCUAGGAAGCAGCUGAAGGAGAGGAAGAAUAGGGCUAAGAAGAUCCGUGGAGUAAAGAAGGCUGGAGAUGCGGCCAAGGCUGGGAAGAAGAAAUAAGUUUCUAGGAUUUUGUGCAUUCCUGGUGUAUGAAUUACACGGGAAGAGCACUGUCUUUGCUGUGGAGUUUCUGUAUCAUCGGCUAUUCUUGUUGUACCUUAGUCUAAUUUGAAAAUUUCUCAAGGUUGAAUUGUUAAAAAUAUUGUGGGAUGUUUCUGUCAGAUUCUAAUGAAGUCUUAUCUCAAUUACAUAUCUUACACGAGUUGAUGAA
Molecule: messenger RNA, 966 nt
Organism: Olea europaea var. sylvestris
Lineage: Eukaryota; Viridiplantae; Streptophyta; Magnoliopsida; Lamiales; Oleaceae
Product: 40S ribosomal protein S24-1-like
Exons: 3
Coding region: 489-755 (88 amino acids)
Biological process (GO): translation
Cellular component (GO): ribosome
Molecular function (GO): structural constituent of ribosome
Source: RefSeq, a predicted model, not a curated record